UUGGCCCCGCCCGCCCGCCGCCCGCCCGCCCGCGCCGCUCGCCGCCGCAGCCCCGGGCCCGGGGAUUAUGCUCGAGCCAUGAGGCGGCUGCGGCGCUGCGCGACCGCGGCGCUGCUGCUGCUGCUGCCGCUGCUCCCCGCGCUCGGUUUCUGCGCCCAGGCUACUGUCGGAGCGCUGCGCUUUAGGGUGUCCCCCCAACUGCGGAGCCCGGACGCCCCCGAGGUCACCGAGCCUAGCCGGCUGGUGGGGAAAAGCUCCGGGGGAGAGGUCCGACGGCAGCAGCUGGACACCAGGGUCCGCCAGGAGCCUCCGGGGGGCCCGCCUGUCCACCUAGCCCGGGUGAGCUUCGUCAUCCCGGCCUUCAGCUCCAACUUCACGCUGGACCUGGAGCUCAACCACCACCUCCUCUCCUCCCAGUACGUGGAGCGUCACUUCAGCCGGGAGGGUCCCUCCCAGCACAGCACCGGGGCUGGGGACCACUGCUACUACCAGGGGAGGCUCCGGGGGAACCCCCACUCCUUUGCCGCGCUCUCCACCUGCCAGGGGCUACAUGGGGUCUUCUCCGACGGGAAUUUCACCUACAUUGUGGAGCCCCGCGAGCUGGCCGAGCCUUGGGAAGCCCCCCAGGGACCCCUCCCACACCUCAUCUACCGGAUCCCUCUCCUUCCAGCUCCCUUUGGUUGCCAGGAACCAGGCUGCCUGUUUGCUGCCCCUGCCCGGCCUCCCGCAGACCUGCCCAGGCUGAGAAGGAAAAGGCAGGUCCGCCGGGGCCACCACACGGUGCAUAGCGAGACCAAGUACGUGGAACUGAUCAUCAUCAACGACCACCAGCUGUUUGAGCAGAUGCGACAGUCCGUGGCUCUCACCAGCAACUUCGCCAAGUCCGUGGUGAACCUGGCGGACAUGAUGUACAAGGAGCAGCUCAACACCCGCAUCGUGCUGGUCGCCAUGGAGACAUGGGCAGACGGGGACAAGAUCCAGGUGCAGGAUGACCUGCUGGAGACCCUGGCCCGGCUCAUGGUCUACCGGAGGGAGGGUCUGCCGGAGCCCAGUGACGCCACCCACCUCUUCUCGGGCAGAACGUUCCAGAGCACCAGCAGCGGGGCCGCCUACGUGGGGGGCAUCUGCUCGCUGUCCAGGGGUGGCGGGGUGAACGAGUACGACAACAUAGGGGCCAUGGCAGUGACGCUGGCCCAGACGCUGGGGCAGAACCUGGGCAUGAUGUGGAACAAUCACCGGAGCUCAGCAGGUGACUGCAAGUGUCCAGACAGCUGGCUGGGCUGCAUCAUGGAGGACACUGGGUUCUAUCUGCCCCGCAAGUUCUCGCGCUGCAGCAUCGACGAAUACAACCAGUUUCUGCAGGAGGGCGGCGGGAGCUGCCUCUUCAACAAGCCCCUCAAGCUCCUGGACCCUCCGGAGUGCGGGAACGGCUUCGUGGAGGCGGGCGAGGAGUGCGACUGCGGCUCGGUGCAGGAAUGCAACCGCGCCGGCGGGAACUGCUGCAAGAAAUGCACCCUGACGCACGACGCCAUGUGCAGCGACGGGCUCUGCUGUCGCCGCUGCAAGUACGAGCCGCGGGGUGUGUCCUGUCGAGAGGCGGUGAACGAGUGCGACAUCGCAGAGACUUGCACCGGGGACUCGAGCCAGUGUCCCCCGAACCUGCACAAACUGGACGGGUACUACUGUGACCAUGAACAGGGCCGCUGCUACGGGGGCCGCUGUAAAACCCGGGAACGGCAGUGCCAAGCACUCUGGGGCCAUGGGGCCGCCGACCGCUUCUGCUAUGAGAAGCUGAACGUGGAGGGGACAGAGCGGGGGAACUGUGGGCGCAAGGGGUCAGGCUGGGUCCAGUGCAACAAACAGGACGUGCUCUGCGGCUUCCUCCUCUGCGUCAACAUCUCUGGAGCCCCUCGGCUGGGAGACCUGGGGGGAGACAUCAGCAGUGUCACCUUCUACCAUCAGGGCAAGGAGCUGGACUGCAGGGGCGGCCACGUGCAGCUGGCCGACGGCUCUGACCUGAGCUACGUGGAGGACGGCACAGCCUGCGGCCCCAACAUGCUGUGCCUGGCCCACCGCUGCCUGCCCGCCUCCGCCUUCAACUUCAGCACCUGCCCUGGCAGCGGCGAGAGGCGUGUCUGCUCCCACCACGGGGUCUGCAGCAACGAAGGGAAGUGUAUCUGCCAGCCCGACUGGACGGGCAAAGACUGCAGCAUCCACAACCCCCUGCCCACGCCACCACCCACGGGGGAGACGGAGCGCUACAAGGGUCCCAGCGGCACCAACAUCAUCAUCGGCUCCAUCGCCGGCGCCGUCCUGGUCGCAGCCAUCGUGCUGGGCGGCACGGGCUGGGGAUUUAAAAACAUCCGCCGAGGAAGGUCUGGAGGGGCCUAAGGGCCACCCCCCUCCCUCCACGGCUGGCGCCCACCGUCUCCACCCUGAGCUGCGAGGCCGCCGCGCCCAGCCACGGAGGGAGGCUCCGUGCAUAUGUCUUCCGGGCCCAGCCCUUCAGCCCUGCCCCGAGGGGGCGGUGCGGGGGGCCGGGGCCCUCCCCGCCACACCACCACCAGGGUGGACUGGGCCUGGAGGUCACUCCUCCGGUCCCCCACCCUACCUCAUGCGGCUCUGGCCUCGCCCGCCGCGCUCCCUGUGUGAAUGUAGCUUCCAUCCCAUGGAUCCCUCGGCCCCGCGGGAAGGGGCGGCCGCAGGGGGACCCGGAGGCGGCCCAGGACGGGCCCCUCUUCAGAACCAGGUGGUGGGAGCAGGGGGAGGAGCCUUCAGGGACGAGUGUACCCCCGGGAGCCAGGCAGGGCGGGCACAUGUGGUCUGGCACAGGUGAGGCCGGGCCUGCCCCUCUGCCAGCCGCUGGCCCAGACAAGGUCCAGCGCCAGCUCGAACCAAAGCUGCCUGUGCCGCGCCCGGCCGAGGGCAGGGAGGGCAGGCAACCUCGUGUGGCAGAGGGUCAUCACCGGCACAGCGACCCGCUGCUGUCCUGCCAGCAGGCAUGUGAUGGGGGGUCAGAAGAAAGUCCCUGGAAUAAAAUGUCACCUUCCCCCUCUCAAGGGAGGUGACUCUGGGGCGACUCAGGGUUUGGGCACCUCCGGUGCGGCUCAGAGCUCCCGGCUGGGCCAUUUUUCCCAGGGAGAAGGCGGGGGGUGGUGGGCGAGGGGGGGGGGACCGGGGCGGGAUGGGGGGGAUCAGUGCCUGGAGAGGCCAGGAAGGAGAAGCGGAUCACAGGGGCAGUCCUCGGCUGCUAGAAAAGCCCCCCAGCCUGCGGACCCUCCACUCCCACCUCACUCCAGGACCAGGUAGUGAAACUGCAGCGGGUUCCCCGAGGGCUCCGUCCCCACCUCAGCACCCCCACCGCUCUCAGCGGGGACAGGAGCUCCUGCUGGUGGGACCACCAGAUGGAUGAAUGCCCCUCUCCCCUGGAGAGGCCCCCAGGUUCGGCAGGGGGUGCCGGAUGCCCCAGGACCUUCCAGCUGCAUCAGUCCCUGUCACUGGGGGGAAGGGCGCCCGGAUGACCUCACCACCCACCGGGACAAGGGUCUAAGCCCCACGGACAGACGCUGGGGGCGGGCGCCCACUCCCAGAACACCUCAGCACAUCAUGGCACUGCCCGAGCGAGGGGUGGGUGGGCUACCCCUUCGCCAGCUCUGCUCUGCCAGCCCUGGGGGGUGGGGGGGGACAGGUGAGGGCCCCUUGCACUUGCCCUGCUGCAUCCAUGUGGUGGUGGGGGGGGGCAGAGUGCACCCCUCCGGUGUCCCGCCUGAGGGCUCCCUGCUGUCUGCCCCGCCCCCGCCCCGUCCCCUGGCAGGGCCUGGAGGAAGGAGGGAAGCAGCCCCCCCCCCCCACAGCAUCCUGUAAAUAUGUCCUGGGCUGGGCCGGGCCGGGAGCGGAGACAGACGCUUCGAUUAAAGAUCAUGUUCUUGGGCUUCCUCGGAGCUCACACCAGUGGC
Molecule: messenger RNA, 3956 nt
Organism: Sorex araneus (European shrew)
Lineage: Eukaryota; Metazoa; Chordata; Mammalia; Eulipotyphla; Soricidae
Gene: ADAM11
Product: ADAM metallopeptidase domain 11
Exons: 27
Coding region: 79-2391 (770 amino acids)
Biological process (GO): proteolysis
Molecular function (GO): metalloendopeptidase activity
Source: RefSeq, a predicted model, not a curated record